GCAGCUGCAUACUGUAUCCAAGUCGGGGAGUAAUGGCAUGAGUACCGCUUUACACUAUUUAGACAAGCUUUUCAGUGCGUGCGUUGGAAACUAAUAUUCGUCUCUUUCUGCGUCCACGUCUGUCACACGUUUGGGCCCGAAGGCGCAGAGAGGCGAGGUGAAGGGCGGUCGGACAAACUGUAAACUUAGUCAAAAGCGACAAAAGUCCCCAAAACUCGGCACGCUGACGAGGCGUCAAACGCCAAACAAUUCACCCUUUCUGGCUGCUUCAAAGAAGGAUACGCUGCUGGACAUGUGAAUUUAAAGGAGAUACUUGCUAAGCACAACAAUGAAACCAACGACUGCCCUGUGUUGCUUCGGCUUUCUCCUGACUUGCCUCGUGUUUGGGUUCAGCUCUUCACAAUCAGGUGGAAGGAGAGGUACAGGCAGGUGGGAGGUUCAUUCAAAGUCAGCGCAAGUAUGUGCGGGUACCGAGAACAAGCUGAGCACACUGUCGGACCUGGAGCAACAGUACCGCACUCUGAGGAAAUACUAUGAGAACUGUGAAGUCGUAAUGGGCAACCUUGAGAUCACAAGCAUUGACCGCAGCCGUGACCUCACCUUCCUCAGAUCUAUCCGGGAAGUGACAGGCUAUGUGUUAGUGGCUCUGAACCAGUUCGACUACCUGCCUUUAGAGAACCUGAGGAUCAUCCGAGGAACUAAACUGUACGAGGACCGCUACUCCCUCGCAAUUUUCCUCAACUACAGACGUGAUGGAAACUUCGGCCUGCGCCAGUUGGGUCUCAAGAACCUCACAGAGAUUCUGAGUGGAGGUGUGUACGUUGACCAGAACAAGUUCCUGUGCCAUGCAGACACAAUCCAUUGGCAGGACAUUGUCAAGAACCCGAAGAUCCAUCCUGUGGUGGUGCCGACCAACAGCAGCGUCACAUGUCAAAAGUGCCAUCGCUCCUGCAAUGGUCGCUGCUGGGGGCCCAAAGAGGACCAGUGUCAGAGCUUAACUAAAACAGUGUGUGCCGAGCAGUGCGACGGCCGUUGCUUCGGUCCCUAUGUUAGUGACUGCUGCCACCGUGAGUGUGCAGGUGGCUGCUAUGGCCCAAAGGACACAGACUGCUUUGCCUGCACCAACUUCAAUGACAGUGGGGCAUGUGUGACCCAGUGCCCCCAGCCAUUUGUCUACAGCCCGACCACCUUCCAACUGGAGCAUAAUCCCAGGGCAAAGUACACCUACGGAGCCUUCUGUGUCAAGAAGUGUCCACAUAACUUUGUGGUGGACCAUAGCUCCUGUGUGAGAGCGUGUCCUAGUAACAAGAUGGAGGUGGAGGACAACCGUGUUAAGAUGUGCAUCCCUUGUACUGACAUCUGCCCCAAAGCAUGUGAUGGAAUAGGCACAGCUAGCCUACAGACAGCCCAGACAGUGGACUCCAGCAACAUUGACAAGUUUGUCAACUGUACCAAAAUCAAUGGCAACCUGGUGUUUCUCAUCACUGGAAUCAAAGGGGAUGUCUAUCACAACAUUGAAGCUUUGGAUCCAGAGAAACUCAAUGUAUUCCGCACCGUUCGGGAGAUCACAGGCUUUCUUAACAUCCAGUCGUGGCCUGACAACAUGACAGACUUGAGUGUUUUCUCCAACCUGACAACAAUCGGUGGAAGAACACUGUACAGUGGGAUCUCCCUGCUGGUGUUGAAGCAGCAGGGCAUCUCAUCGCUGCAGCUUCAGUCUCUACGAGAGAUCAGUGCCGGGAACGUCCACAUUGCAGAGAACAGCCAGCUCUGCUACUACAACACCGUCAACUGGACGAGACUGUUCCGCGUCGCAAACCAAAAGGUUCUGGUCCGCAACAAUCGAAGACCGCAGGAGUGCUCCAAGGAGCGCAUGGUGUGUGAUCCCCAGUGUUCAGACGCUGGCUGCUGGGGUCCUGGCCCAGACCAGUGCCUGUCAUGCCGAUUCUUCAGUCGCGGACGGACAUGUGUGGAUACCUGCAACCUUUAUGAAGGGGAUAUCCGGGAGUACGCAAACGGGUCAGUGUGUGUGGAGUGCGAUGCCCAGUGUGAACGAGCCGACGAUGACUCUUUGACCUGCCAUGGCCCGGGCCCGGAGCAUUGUGUGAAAUGCCUUCAUUUCAAGGAUGGUCCGAACUGUGUGGAAAAGUGUCCCGAUGGCCUGCAAGGUGCCAAUAGCUUCAUCUUCAAGUACGCUGAAGUCAACAAUGAAUGCCAUCCCUGCCAUGCCAACUGCACCCAGGGGUGUAUUGGACCAAGACUUCAGGACUGCAUUGGCUGGAUGGACAGAACCCCUCUGAUUGCAGCAGGGGUGAUCGGCGGCCUUUUCAUGGUGGUGAUCAUGGUACUGAGCGUCGCGGUGUCUCUGCGCCGAAAGAACAUUAAAAAGAAGAGGGCACUUCGUCGCUUCCUGGAGACAGAGUUGGUGGAGCCUUUAACACCCAGUGGGACAGCACCCAAUCAAGCCCAACUCCGCAUCCUGAAAGAAACAGAACUCAAAAGAGUUAAGAUCCUCGGCUCUGGGGCCUUUGGGACUGUUUACAAGGGUAUCUGGGUCCCAGAGGGUGAGACUGUGAAAAUUCCUGUAGCCAUUAAAAUCUUAAAUGAGGCCACGGGACCCAAGGCCAAUGUGGAGUUCAUGGACGAGGCUCUCAUCAUGGCUAGCAUGGAGCAUCCCCACCUGGUCCGACUGCUGGGUGUCUGCCUGAGUCCCACAAUCCAGCUGGUCACACAACUGAUGCCUCAUGGGUGCCUGCUUGACUACGUCCACGAGCAUAAGGACAACAUCGGAUCACAGCUACUGCUCAACUGGUGUGUCCAGAUUGCCAAGGGGAUGAUGUAUCUGGAGGAGCGUAGGCUGGUCCACAGGGAUUUGGCAGCCCGAAACGUUCUGGUCAAGUCUCCAAACCACAUCAAGAUCACUGACUUUGGCCUGGCUCGCCUGCUGGAUGUUAAUGAGAAAGAAUAUAAUGCCGAUGGAGGAAAGAUGCCCAUCAAGUGGAUGGCUCUGGAGUGUAUCCACUACAGGAAGUUUACUCAUCAGAGUGAUGUUUGGAGUUAUGGUGUAACCAUUUGGGAAUUGAUGACCUUUGGAGGGAAGCCGUAUGAUGGAAUUUCCACCAGAGACAUUCCAGAUCUGCUAGAGAAAGGAGAGCGUCUUCCUCAGCCACCCAUCUGCACCAUUGACGUCUACAUGGUCAUGGUCAAAUGUUGGAUGAUUGAUGCAGAUAGUCGCCCCAAGUUCAAGGAGCUGGCUGCAGAGUUCACUAGGAUGGCUCGUGAUCCCCAAAGAUACCUGGUCAUCCAGGGUGAUGAUCACAUGAAGCUGCCCAGCCCCAAUGACAGCAAGUUCUUCCAGAGCCUGUUGGAUGAGGAGGAACUGGAGGACCUGAUGGAUGCUGAGGAGUACCUGGUACCCCACUCCUUCAACAUUCCACCACUGGCAUACACCCCCCGCACUCGCAUGGACUCCAACAAGAACCAGUUUGGCUGCCAGGACCCCAGCUUCAGCAUGGAGGACAUGCUGGCCACCCUCCCCAGAGUGGUCUCCGUUCCCCCUGUGUCUGUCGGCUGCCUCCCUCCACAGGACCUGGCCUCAGGGGGGCAGAUCGGUGGUGGAUUUGGUCGCGGCGGUCAGGACGACCCUCGCUGCAAUGGCACCCUGAGGAAGCAGGCUUCUCCAAGGUCAAGCACCCUCGGACCUGGUUCGACUCUCACCGCAGGACAAGGUGGAGGGGAAGACAGUAGUGGACAACGCUACAGUGCAGAUCCAACAGGUCUUUUAGCCGAGCGAGGAGCUAAAGCAGACAAAGACCAGGACGGCUACAUGACUGCCAUGAGAGACAAGAACUCAGAUUAUCUCAACCCUGUAGAGGAAAACCCCUUCGUCACACGUCGUAGGAACGGUGACGCCCACACAGUGAUUGAUGGAGCGAGCUGCCACACCCUGCAUGUGGCUGGAGCUGCUGCUGCCCCCAAAAGCCAGUCGACUCACGGUGACGAUGAGUAUAUCAAUGAGCCACUGUAUCUGAAUACCUUCCUUAACCCCGGGGACAAGAAUGGAUUGGCUGGCGCAGUCUCCAUCUCUGGCCCUGGGUCCUCUGCUGCACAAUCAGUACUGCAGACAGUGAACCCAUCAACAUCAAGCCACACUGUUUCCUCCACUGGAUAUGUGGUGCCCCCUGGUCACCUCCCCCACCCGUCGUAUCCAUCACACACCCUGCAUCCAGGGCAUUCAGGACACGCUCUGCACUCAGGCAUCACCAGCAGCACCAUCAUGUUUGAUAAGAAAGGCAAGAAAGCCACAUUUGACAAUCCUGAAUACUGGCAGCACAGUCUCCCUCCCAAGUCCUCACUGCACAACCCUGAGUACCUGCAGGACUGCAGCACACGCUUUUUCUACCGGCAGAAUGGACGCAUUCGCCCUGCUGUGGCCGAAAACCAGGAAUACUUGUCUGAGGCUGCUAUGAAAGCUGGCAAUGUUUUGCCGCCCCCUCCAUACAGACAGAGGAACACUGUGGUGUAGUGACCCACCUGUAGCACAUUGGAGGGAUGAAUAGAGGGAUAUGGGUGGAGGUGAAUGGACAUGAAACAGUCCUCUCUUUUCCCUGCAGUACUUCUCAACGUGGGUUCUCCUUGCACCUCCCCUGAACAGUUCUCUUUGUCAUGUCUGAUUGCAAACCUUGUAUUUCCACUCUAAGGUUCUGUCUUUUCAUGACAGAUCUACAAUAACAGUCACUGACAGCCUCAUUUGACAUUCAAACCAUCUUAAUUAACUUCAUCCUCGGUCAUGACCCUUAAAGCAAGUAGAGAUAUCUCUUUUAGGUCGGUUCUGAACUGGAGAAAACUGUCCUGCCAUCUUUAGCACCAGGAAGGCAUUUAAACAACACAAUCAAGGAUUGAAGGGAGGCGUUUAGUAGGAAAGGCAGGAGAAAUAAACUGAGGUUAGCCCAAAGAGGAUUAUUUUCAUGACCGCACAUGCUUUGCUUUAUACGCCCAUGAAUCACUGUUCACCAUUUCCUUUAAGAACAUUUUCCACUCAGCUAGAUGUGCAUGUUGUGACGUUCGCGAAUUGCUGUUGCUCGGGUGCAGUCUAACACGUGACACAUGCACAUGGAGUCGUGUCGUGUCUUACCAGCAAACCUGCAGUCAUGCUGAAAAGCCCAGAUGUGGCUCGCGUGUCUGCCCACACAGUUCCGCACCAGUAAUGGAAUUCAAGCAUUUAUCACGCAAAGCUCAUAUCAUACCUGAAACAUGUUAACAUUUCUGCAGGCUUGACACACCAAUAAUAACCAUACAUUAAUUCAUACGUAAAUACACACACCGACAGAUAAGCCUGCUGCCACUUGAAAAAUAUUCUGGAGGAGGAGCUCAGUUGGCCUUGUGCUGGAAGACAGAGUGUGCUGAUAAUGGCAGUCAGUGGUGCAGCACUGAAAAAGGGUCAGCAUGGAAAGUAAAUGUCACCGCAGCUGUGAUAUCGCCCAGUACCUGGUUGAAAGCAUUCGAGAGAUUAUUGGCAUGGCUAGGUUUGGAUUUAGAAGGUUGAUCGCUCAAAAGAUGACCCUUUAAUUCCCACAUUAGUUUUCUGUCCUGUUCCCCUUCUGCACCAAUCCAGUCCGAAGAGCCAGCAAGCCAGGCUAGUUCAAUAUUCCCUUCAUGAGAGUGUUGUGAGCAGCAUUGUGACCGACAUAACCCAUGGCAACUGCAGUACAAGAAAUAAUGGUUCAGUGGACCUAGUGCCUGUGAACAGACGAUUCUUUGAACAGGGCGAGGAACGUGAUUUUGGAGAACAAUUGAACAAAAUUGGUAAUAUAGGAUUUUAGACUAUUUAUCAAAGCAUAGUUUUUGUUCCUUCUUUUUAUUCAUCAGGGAUCUGUUUACUUUGUCACUUUGUCUUAUAAUGUAUUUUACUAAUAACGGAUGGGAUGAACAGCACAGACACCCAGCCAUGAAAGAGCACUGCGGAGAGGGCAAAGAGGCUAAGUCUGCAGAGCUGUAAAUAAGCCAAUUACAUGUCAUUACCAGAAAGUCACGAACCUGGAAAAAGGCUCCGUGGACUAAGCUGUGUCUCGACAGAUGUUAAAGUACAUCAAAGACAAGUUUGCACCUCUCUGUGUUCAUGCUGUUGUAUAUCAUAAAAACAGGAAAUUGACCACAUAGUCACAGUUUGCUCUGUCUCUUAGGGUUAUGCUGGUUCAGGUGGAGGGACUGUCAGAACUCUCUAAAGAGACCUCCUCUGUGUUUUUACCAUGGAAAUGGGACACUUGCUUUUGUACUGGUGUUUGACAUUAAUGGUGAGACAUUAUAAGUUAUCACUGAAUCUACUGAUGGCUAGCUUUCUGUACUCAUACAAUACUGCCAGAUGUCACAUUAAACUCUGAUGGAGACCACUAGCAUCUGUCGUCAAAUGACUUUGAAGCCUAAUUUAGGCAGGGGUUGAUAAUUUAAUGGCACUUAAUGCUCUGGCACAGCCAAAUGACUUUGCUGUUAUUCUCGCUCUAAGCGACAGUUCAUGCAUCUUUUUCCAUCAUGUUGCAACUAUAAUUUACAGUGAGACAACACAUGAGUUUUAUUGGCAUUGUAUGAACAAAGAAGCAUCGCAACUAUGGGGUUGGGUGACGCACAAUGAUAUUUAAUAUCAGGAAAUUUGUCAAAUUUUCCUUUUUUUACCCAAGUAGCUAUCAUUGGUUUACUUGACUAUUAUAGGCAAUAUUUCACCUGCUUCAUUUUAUCAAUGGAAUGUUGAGUAUUUUUCAAAUAUUUAUUUAAUUAUAUUAAAGGGGUACUCCAAUGAUUUAAUUUUGCACUUUUAUAAUGCUGGGGAAUGCAAAAGAGGCAUUUUACAAAAAGAAAGGCCAAGCUCACAGUAUCUGAGUAUCUUCAACAAAGAUAUCAAGAAUUUUAGUUUCUCGUAUGGUUCAAGCUCCAGAAACACUGGAUCUUACAUCUCCCAUAGUGCAGCUCAAUAAUAUGGUGCUUUACAUUCCUUCUCUCUGCUAAAUGCUUCGCUCACACCUGACACCUCAGUUAUAAUGUUGGCAUUGUUGUUGUUGGUUUUUUUUUGUUUUUUUUUAACAUGGCAUACUCGAUGGCAACACCUGGGACAUUGUUUCAGAUUUUUCGAAAGAUGUGAUAAAACUGUUUUCACAUCCUGGAUUUUAAAACUUGUCAAGUAAAUUUAACUUUGUCUCUGAAAUCAUUAGCGCACCCUUUUAACCAAAAACAGUGAGUCUUCACGUUAUUUAAACUGAGUCUAUAUACUGUUUAAAAGUAUUGCAAUAGGACUCACCGUAAUAGAAAAUUAAAUAAAAAUAGUUCAUCCUAAGUAAUAAAUGAUAAUGUCAUGAUGGAGGCUGUCCAAUCCCUGUGCAUGUUUCACUGCUGACAUACGGACCAGUACACAAACACUGUUACACAACCUUGUGCCUCUAUAUUAAAGAUUCAGAUGAGCAGUGCUGAUGAUUUACUGUUCAAAACACAGAUGUUGCCCUGGCACAGUGUUUUCUCCGCCUCUCAGGUUUUAUGAGAAAUAAUAAUCAUCCAGUUGAGCUCCAGCCGAGGCACAAGUUGCCAAAUCAUAAAGGGACAUCAAACCUAUUGAAAUAAAAGUAUAAUGGAAGAUAGAUUAGUGCCAUAAUACCACAGUAGAUGCACUGAUGAAAUGUUUAACUCAACAGAAAUGUGAAUUUUAUAGUGAAUUUUACUGUGUUAAGUAUCACUCUAGCACUGGCUGUGUUCUGUUACUACUCUGAUUUACCUGAUGUACUAGAUCUGCUGUCUUACACUUUCUGAGAUUGUGAUUGUUCUACUGAUUUCAGAUUUACUACUUUGGAGUGACACUUAGCUAUACAUUCUUUGUGUAAAUGUGUGCAGUGAAACUGUCCCCUCUAUGUUUUUACAGUUCAAAGUCAGUUAUGUAAGUCUAUUUUUGCCAUCACCCAUAAGGUAUUAGUAGUAGUGCUUGUAGAAAACUGUAUGUCUGUAUCUAAGAGCAGCAGAGAGUCACCAAAAGGCUUUGAAAUGGAUCUCUGUGGAAAAAUAAAGGCAAUCUUGUGGAGGGGAAAAGCUGCUGGUGCUCUCAGCUGGCAACCAUCACAAGGGGCUUUUAGCUUUUUGAAUGCUAAUUCAUCCACUUUCCCUUGUUGUUCUGUGGGGAAAUCAUGUUACCCGACAUCUCACCCAGUGCACCAGCUGAGAAACCCUGAACGACAGGCAAUAGGUUGUAAUCCUGCAGCGAGGUUAAAACUACGGUAUUAGCAUUCAAGAAAUGUUACCCGACCAAUGCAUCAAUGUUAGAAAAGCUACGAGGGGAGAAGGUGCGAGUGCACUGUAACUGGCAGAGGAGACCAGAGUUAAUUGCCGUUCUUUCUUUCUCCUCAGAGGUGACUGUAGAAUUGUAUGUAGCAAACACUGUUCUGCAGCUUAAGCGGUGAAAACUGAAGAGCAGCUAUGUGUGGAGUGAAUACGACCAAAAAGCUCCAAAAUGGGAAAGUGAUCAAAUGUUACAAUGAGUCAUAGCUUAAUGUGAAAAGAUGUGUUCUCUGUGAAGGUAGGUCUCGUAGGCACAGUGCAGUAAUUAUUUAAAGGAGCACAAUAACUCCCUGUCAGUACUGACUGCUCACCCAGUAAAUCAGCCUUAUGGUAACAGUUUAUUGAUUUUGCGCAUCUACCUUUGGAAUUCUUCUUUUGUUUUUUCCUGUGUAAAAAAUAUGUAUCAUAUGUGCUGUAAAUUGACUGUAUGUUUUUGUUUUAUAGUUGUUUUUGCUCUUCAGGGUCUGAUUGUGAGUUUUCGUUGUCUUAUGUCAUUCCGUAAUUAACCUUAAGGGGAUUUCUAACUGUGUCACAAUUUAGGUGGCUAGAUGUUUGUACUUUAGAGAAACUUGGUUGGACAUGUGUGUCAUUGCCAAAUGAAACUAGAUUAACAAAGACCAAAACUGGUGUCUUCAGGUGCUCCUCAUCAACUCAUUACAUUUUUUCAUUUACAUUUUCUCACCAAGCAGUUGUCCUCGGACAACCUGUAUUUAAAUACCAAUGGGUAUCUGAGACAGGUUUCCCAAUAUUUCACUUCACUGUAUGAUUUGCAUGUUUUACCUCAGCACAUGAUUGGCAACUGGUAGGUUAGACCAGAUUAAACAUCCAAAUAACUUUUGGCCCCUGUCCAGGUUGCCAACAACAAUGAACAAUAGUGUUUUUGUCAGCUUUACAUAAUUCACACCUUGCAGCUUUUUCAUUGGUUUAGUUAACGUGAUAGGAUUACAUUAUGUGACAUCAUAUGAGUUGGUGAGGAUUCCCUGAUCACCCAGGUUACAAAACUGACUGGUGCACAACUGAUUGUGAGAUGUUAAAAGCUGCAGUUAGGUCCUCCAAAGCAAAAGCCAGCUGACUUUUUGCCAGUGUGGGACCUUUGAAAUGGAACAACCCUCCUCUGUCCUUUAAGACCUAUCCGGCCUAGAAAUAAGGACUUUGGAGGGUCUAACUCCUGAACUGGGCCAGAGUGACUGUAUUUAUAGUGUGUGCUCUAUUUCUAUGCUUUGAUUAUUCAUAUCAUGAGGACAUUUUUCACAGCAUUAGUAAAUUCAGUCCACCUGUGGUCAAAGUGGUCUCACAGUACCCAAAAUACAUUCAUUACAUUUCAGGUAACACAAUUAACUAAACUACAAAUUGCUUUUUUCAGAACAUCAUCAAAUAAAUAGUAUUUUUAAAGGAAAACACAAAGCAGCUGAUGAACUCGCAACAGUUCUGCCAUUGUAAUAGGAUCAAAAUGUGUAUGGCUGUCACAUUGUGAUUUUACACUGAUUCAUAUUUGUAUAUUCUACAAUGCCAUGAAAACUGGGGUAGAAGACAAGUGGUUAAGUAAGCACAGUUUACAAUGCGAUGGUAAAACUGGGAAAUGGAAUUAAUUGUCUUGUGACAAAGACAUUCAGAUAGUGGGUUGAUCAACAGUUUUACCGUUAUUAAAAAUAAUAAUUUUAAAAAAUGUAUAAUAUUUUUAUAGGUGGGAAAAAGGUGGCCAGGUGCAUCUGUAAAUAGGACAAUGAUGCUUUUUUCCAGCUGAAGAUUUUAGUUUGUUUUUAUUAUUUCUCCUUGCAUCAUUGCAUUUUUAGUGGUCUGCCGUAUCUUAAUCUUUUCUUUGGGGAAUAUCUUUUCUGUAUGUAUAUAAAUAUAUAUACAGUAUAUAUAUAUAUUCUGUAAAUGUAAUUUGAAGAGUGAACUCUGACUUUAAAAAUGCUUGCAGGGUCUUCUUGUCACCCCCCACCCCAUCAUUUCCCCUGUGAUUGUGUGAUUGUGUUUUCCGCACAACUCGGUGGAUUUUGUGUUUCAAACUCUGCUCUUGCUCACUUUGUAGGAGUGAAUUUUCCUCUUCUUUUUUGUUUUUUCACUGGGCAUAUUAUACCCACAUUACCCUUCAUACUUCUCUCAGUAUUAUCCACCUUCUUAGUUUGUUUUUAAGAUUUUGUACACUCUUAAGAUGCUGUUGCAAUACUAAUGAAUAUUCAAUAUGACAUCCCCCUUUUUUCUGAGUCUUUUCCUAACAAAUGUUAUUAAUCCACAAGUGUCACUUUAAAUGCGGAGUUAUGAGGACCUAUACUAUAUUUUCUCGUGUAUUUUCAUUUCCAUUUGCACUGAGCUCAGCCAUUGUUUACUUUCAUCCAUUUGGGGCAAUAAUGAUUGAAUGGUGUAGCAUUAUCAUGUUGCAGCCCCCAGAGCGACUUGACGAUGUUGGUGAAACAAAAUGGAAGAGAGUUUGGAAGGGCUGGACUGCUGGUUUGAAUCACUGGUAUUUGCUUGUGCAGAUAGUUAGUAGUUACUACUUCAGCUUCAUCGGGACUUCACUCUUUUCAAGAAGUCACAAUUUUACAGGAAGCUACUAUUUUCACUUCACUGGAUCUUUGUAGGACUUUUGCGGAGUUGGGCCUAUUUGUCAGCAUACCUGAUAUUAGAUGUGAAUACUGCCACCAAAAUCAUCAACUGUUUUCAUUGUGGCUAUGCAGCAAGUGUGUAGGUAGCAAUCAGGCAGGCGUCAAAUGAUUUUCUAAGAAGCGAAAUGGUUUGUUCAAAUUACUAUCUAAACUGUUAAGAAGAGAAGAAAUUUCUGGGGACACAAUUUGGCAUUUAUAAGUACAUGUUAGAAACAUGUAUGCAGGGGAGUGAGCCAAACAGCUGAAGGUUUUUGAGAUGUUUUCUGUAUGGUUUCCUGAUGAUAAUUACUGCAUCUUUGUUUUCAAAAGUCAGAAUUUUAGCCAGUAUGAACAUGAACUACUUAAAUGUCUGUCGUAAUUUUUGUAUAUUUAUGCCAUAUUUACAGAAUACUGUCUGUUAAUUAUACAUUUACCAUUGGAAAAUGUACUUGCAUUUGAUGAUUCUGAUGGCAAUCCUGUCAUUUUCCAGCAUUUACGUAUAUUUGUAAGAAUGUGGUCAGUUUGGCAAACUCCUCAAAAGUCAUUGAAUCUCUUCAUUGAAGUUUGAAAGAAAGUCUGUUCUAUCGUGAAAUUAGCAUAAACUAUAUUUUCUUUGUAUUGACUCAUUAGAAUGAUCGAGAGCUAAGUUCUAUAAGCUUUGUCACAAAUUACCAGUUUACGUGUUUCUUUUCACUGGUUAAUUGACGCAUUUCUCAAGCUACAACAAUUAAAUACAUAUUCCCCAUGUUUUGUUACAUGAAUCUGUCAAAACUAUAUUUUUAAUUCAAUAUGAAUAAAGAUCAGUCAAUAUUUAAA
Molecule: messenger RNA, 11714 nt
Organism: Amphiprion ocellaris (clown anemonefish)
Lineage: Eukaryota; Metazoa; Chordata; Actinopteri; Pomacentridae
Product: receptor tyrosine-protein kinase erbB-4-like
Exons: 29
Coding region: 329-4525 (1398 amino acids)
Biological process (GO): cell surface receptor protein tyrosine kinase signaling pathway; positive regulation of kinase activity; multicellular organism development
Cellular component (GO): basal plasma membrane; signaling receptor complex
Molecular function (GO): ATP binding; transmembrane receptor protein tyrosine kinase activity; epidermal growth factor receptor binding
Source: RefSeq, a predicted model, not a curated record